GCCGCCUACAGGAUGCCGGGCCCGGCCUGAGAGAGCUGAGGGGGGGGCGGGGGUGGGGAAGCUCCUUCUCUCUUCCUGGUUCCUGCCCCACGUCACGGGGUCUCCUCCAGGUUAGCCCCGGAGAGAGAGCGAGUGAGGGGAGAGAGAGAGGCGCUGCGAAACAUGGUAAUCAUCAUCAGCAGCAGCAGCAGCGCCAUCGCCUCCCGCGUCUCCUCUGCUCCUCCGCGCCGGGGCUUGCGUUUCAUGCCCCGCGCGCCAGAAAUAACCCCGAGCCAGCAUGCCGACUGGAGAAAAACAAGAAGAGCGGUAUUUUUAGCCUCAUUAAUUUGCAGCACGUGGUCUGAAGGUAAACCGGAUGGCCGGAGCUCACAGGCUCCUCGUCAGUAUGUCCUGCACGUCGGGCCGGACGCUGACCGCCGCGGCGCUGCUCCUCUGCCUGCUGCUGGGCGCCGCGUCGGCACAGCCGCUGCCCGGCGGCCGGACGAACGCCACCGCGCUGGAGAGGCGCUGGGAGACGCUGUUCUCCCGCUCCGUGCUGGGGAUCUCCGGGGAGAAGCCGGAGCUCAACUGGGAGAGCGACUACCUGCUGGGCAUCAAGCGGGUGCGGAGGCUCUACUGCAACGUGGGCAUCGGCUUCCACCUGCAGGUGCUCCCGGACGGACGGAUCACCGGCGUGCACCACGAGAACCCGUACAGUCUGAUUGAGAUCUCCACGGUGGAGAGAGGAGUGGUGAGCCUGCACGGAGUCAAGAGUGACUUGUACGUCGCCAUGAACAGACGAGGGAGACUAUACGGGACGACAUUUUUCCACGAGGAAUGCAAGUUCCGAGAGAAGCUGCUCCCCAAUAACUACAACGCCUACGAGUCGCUGGCGUACAGAGGCUCCUUCGUGGCUCUCAGCAAGCACGGCCGCGUGAAAAGAGGCAACAAGGCCACCACUGCCAUGACUGUAACGCACUUCCUGCCCCGAAUAUGAACCCCCGUCCCCGUCCCUCCUUACCGAGCAAAGACUGGCAAUAACAAACGUAUUUGCACA
Molecule: messenger RNA, 1036 nt
Organism: Nerophis ophidion (straightnose pipefish)
Lineage: Eukaryota; Metazoa; Chordata; Actinopteri; Syngnathiformes; Syngnathidae
Product: fibroblast growth factor 4B-like
Exons: 3
Coding region: 356-976 (206 amino acids)
Biological process (GO): cell differentiation; animal organ morphogenesis; regulation of cell migration
Cellular component (GO): cytoplasm
Molecular function (GO): growth factor activity; fibroblast growth factor receptor binding
Source: RefSeq, a predicted model, not a curated record